This is a messenger RNA of Parathielavia appendiculata, 3284 nucleotides long. RefSeq lists its product as uncharacterized. Gene Ontology annotation, biological process: cytoplasmic microtubule organization; microtubule nucleation; mitotic cell cycle. NCBI's taxonomy places the organism in Eukaryota, Fungi, Ascomycota, Sordariomycetes, Sordariales, Chaetomiaceae. Gene Ontology annotation, molecular function: microtubule minus-end binding; gamma-tubulin binding. Gene Ontology annotation, cellular component: equatorial microtubule organizing center; gamma-tubulin complex; spindle pole. The coding region runs from base 80 to 3034 and encodes 984 amino acids. The record is from RefSeq and is a predicted model, not a curated record. The transcript has a single exon.
AAGCGACUGGUACAAGUACAUGAUCGAAGAUGGGAGCGCCCAUAGAUCAGAGCCAUUUCAGGCUGCAUCAUCAGUGACUAUGGCUGGCGAGGAGGAUCCCCCGGACCUUUUCUCCAUUCCCAAUUUCUGUGAGCCAUCGACAUGGCUCGGCCAGAAACUCAACGCCAGCGAGAACUGCGCAACGCAAAACCCUUUCUUCGCUCUCAAUGUUCACAUCACAGACACGCCACGUCAGCUCGCAUCGGACGGCAUCAUAGACAUUGGAACAGUCGAGCCGCUUAGCCGGCCUCACCAUGAAAGCAACAUCUUCUUCAAGACGCCCGCUCUCCUGCUGGAGCUGGCUGAUCGACAUGUCAAGCUGCACGCGCCGAGUAUUCCGAGUAUUGAGCACCCUCAACCCGAAUCCGAGCCUUCGCCCUCGGAUGACGACGACGAGGACUUCUGGCUCUUCUCCACUGGCGAUUCCGCCACGGCCUCGCAGCUCAAAACCUGGGAGAGUUUCGAUCACCCCGAGGACGCCCAGGGCUCGCACCUCUUCAUAUCCGAAGCCGGCCCUGCUGCCUUCGAUGCCCUGUUGGCGACCGGUCAAAGUCCCACGGAUGAAUCCCUUGAGGUGUUGGACGCCACCAUCUACUGCACGUCCUUGCUGAACGUCGCCUUGGGACGGAGCUCUGUCCUCUUUGGCUGGGAUGUCGGAAAGAACUCGUUUGUCAAGACGACCCCUCAUUUGAGCACCUCGGGCAUCUCGCUGGACACAAUCAAGGCUGUCGACAGCUUCUGUAUCGAGUGCGGAAAUGCUGCUAGGCAUCUCCAGGCUUUUGCGGAAGCCACAUAUUCUGCCGCCUCUACUCCAACCAGGGUCGCUCUCGCGGGGGUAGUCGACCGUCUUGUGACAGCCAUCGGAUCCGAGCUCAGCGAUCAUGGCCGCCAGGCAAGGUCAAUUCUUCAGCUGCAGUCUGUCGUCAAGCCGGCACAUGCAGUUUUAGCCUACUUCAAAGGCCUCCUCGAGAAGCUGGCCCGGCAGGAAUCGGACGAGGCGCUCUUGUCCUGUCUCUUCGAGGAGGCCCAAGCCUCCGAGUACAGGAGUCAGCUCCUGAAAGAGGCUACACGUGAAGUGUUGCGCAUCUUGUCCAUACCGUGGACCGAAUUCGUCGAGGAAUGGGUCGGUCUAAAGGCCGAAGGGGGCACCGCCGCGACCAAAACAGCGUCCGGGAAAGGCUUUGUCAAGAUUGCAGACAAGAUGUGGAUCGAUGAUCAAGGCUUCGAGCUGGAGGAAGCCGACUACUUCUUGAAUGACUCUAAGUUGCCGGCCUUUGUUUCCGAAGACUUGGCCCAGACCAUGUUUGAGACUGGCCGCAACGUCCGAUUCCUUCGCGAACACCACCCGGAGCACCCGCUUUCUAGGCCAGACGUGCUCUCGUUGGCGAUGCCGCCGAGGCUCGAGUGGCAGUUUGACUGGGACGCCAUAUCGAAGCUCGAGGCGAGAGUGAACCAGUACCGGGACGCAGUAUCCCGAGCCAUCCAGGGGCGUCUUCCGGAAUCGCAAAGAGAGCGCGCAUCUCUCGGUGCUAACAAGCGGAAGUUCGAAGCUAUCGAGUUGGAUUACUUCGGAAAGGAUGCUGCACAAGUGGAAGCAGACAUUCUUGCUUCUAUCCGCCAGCUCGACCGACCUCUGGAAAUCCAUGGGCCACAGGACGGACUUACAACGCUUCUCCACGACCAGCUUUACCGCGAAGCAGACACACCCAUCGAAUCCUGCAACCUCACCCCUCACUGGACUUUGCUGCCCUUGCUGUCUUUUGGUCCAGUCAUCCAGGCCCAGUCCAGCCUGAUCAAUCAAGAAUGCAUGAAGCUGCUCUUCAGCGCCCACCACCUCCGCGCCCACAUCGACCUUCUGAGGCAAUACUUUCUCCUCGGAAACGGCCUGCUCUGCAGCCGCCUCACCCACGCCCUCUUCGACCCAAACCUCUCCACUGCGGAACGCCGCGCCGGCGUAGCUCUCGGCGGGGCCACGAUCGGCCUCCGCCUAGGCGGCCGUCGAACCUGGCCGCCAGCCAGCUCCGAGUUGCGACUGGCCCUCAUGGGCAUCCUAUCGGAAUGUUACGAAACCCCCCUCCCGAAAACAUCCACCUCCACACCGCAUCUCGGCACCACCAACCUACCAGGUGACCUCAGCUUCGCAGUCCGCGACCUCUCCCCCGAGGAAAUCGACCGCUGCAUGGACCCGGACUCCCUCGAGGCCCUCGACUUCCUGAGGUUAUCCUACAAACCCCCUGUCGCCCUCCGGCCCAUCAUGUCCCCCGCCGUGCUGGUCAGAUACGACCGCGUGUUUAGACUGUUGCUGCGCGUCUUGCGCAUGCUGUACGUCGCAAACGAGCUGUUUGACUCCGCCGCCUCCUCCUCCUCCACCACCAUCACAUCAUCAUUAUCAUCACCUGAUUCCGAAAGCAACGCCUCCCUCCGCCUGCGCAUCGAAGCACGGCAUUUCAUCCGCCAAGUAGCGUCGCACUUUUUUGACGUCACCAUCACCGCGCCGUGGAGGGCGUUUGAGGCCUGGCUCGAUGGCGUGCAGGCUGAAUCUAUCACCACCACCACCACCACCGAUGAUUUAGAGUCCCGGGGAAGAACAAGGAGAAAGGAACAGGCCUGCAGUCCGGGCGUGCUCCGCGACAGGCAGGAGCGGGUGCUCGACGAGAUCCUGGGGGGGCUGCUGCUGCGGAGGCGGCAGGCGCCGGUUAUGGGACUGUUGGAGGAGGUGUUUGGGGUUGUGUUGGUGUUUGCCAAGGGGUUGAGAACCGCUGCUGGGAAUAAGGGCGGUAACGGCGUGAGUGCGUCGGGCGAGGAGGAGAAGAAGAGUGCGGAGGAGUUGUAUCGGCUGUUUAAGAGGAAGGUGCAGGUGUUUGUUACCGUGUGUAGGGGGCUCAGCGAGAAGAUGGCUGCUUCUGGUGGGCUGGGGAGGGCGGAGGCGACGGGGUUGGAGCAGCUGUUGGUGAGGUUGGAUUUGGGCGGUUUCUAUGCCAGAGGUGAUCGCUAGGCAUAUUCCGGUUGAGGCCGGGGUGGUACCAGUUGGUCUGGUUAGAGCCGUUUGUAUACCCCGGCGUCCGUUUCUCGAUGCUCGAGACUUGUGUGAUGUGAUACUCGUUGUGAUAGACGCAAUGGCCUUGGUGAUGGGCAUCGGUCUCAUCCAUGUCUGCUCGCCGAUGCUUUGCUACAUAUCUGUUUGUAUGAGACAUGCUAGAAACGAAACAACCCAGGUAUAAUGGUAGUUUGGACCCAUCGGCGGC